Molecule: messenger RNA, 1263 nt
Organism: Durusdinium trenchii
Lineage: Eukaryota; Dinophyceae; Suessiales; Symbiodiniaceae
Source: the annotation of a GenBank genome assembly
AUGAAAAGUUGGAAUGGACCCACUGUGUGGGCCUUUCUUGACUAUAUACUGCAGAUAUACGCAGCAUCGAUGAAGCCUUUGGAACUCAAAUGCGAACUGGCGGAAUGUGAGAGCACUUUGCCCCCCCAUCGCUCGAUGGAUGGCCGAUGCUUGGCCAGCUUGCCCAAAGCGGAGCUUCACUUGCACCUGGAAGGCGCCAUGCGUGCUGAGACUCUCACGGAGUUAUGCCGCAAGCACGGAGUGAAGAGACCCAUGGACACGCGUGGCCAACGAUUUGCAGAUUUCUCCCCGUUUGCCAGCUGCUACAUAGCGGUGUGUGAGUGCCUUCGGGAGAAGGCAGACCUCGAGCGCUUGGUGCUAGAGGUGGCUGAGGAUGCCUCAGCAUCAGGUGCCCUUUGGAUAGAGCCUGCGCUUUCAAUCGAUCUGUACGCGGACCAAUUUGGUGGUGUGGAAGCAACUUUGCAUCUCCUCUUCCAAGCAGCAGAAGCGGCAGAAGAGGCCACGCAAGUGGCGAUGGGAUUCAUCGUUGCAGCAGAGCGGCACCUUCCGGUUGCAAGAGCAGAGGCCUUGGCUAAGAAAGUCAGAGAUGUGGUGACAAGUGGAGCUGGAAUCCAUGGCCGUCCUGGAAUUCUUGGCUUCGGCUUGCACUCUGAUGAGGCUAACCAUCCGCCAGAACCUUUUGCAGAAGCCUUUCACCUUGCGUGCAGCGAUUUGGUGGUCCCAUUGCCACACGCAGGGGAGUUCGCCCCCACAGGAGGCGGAGCAAAAAGUGUGAGGUUCUGCGUGGACCAUCUGAAGGCGGUCCGCAUUGCACAUGGAGUGCUGGCCGCUGAGGACCAAGAGCUCGUCGAGCAUUUGGCCAAGCUCCAAGUCUGCUUGGACGUGUGCCCCACCAGCAAUGAACUGCUUGGCGUGAUGCCCGUGACAGAGUCUGCUCUGACGAAGCUCCUUGCAGCUGGUGUGCCUUGCACCAUCAACUCGGAUGAUCCCUUGCUCUUUGGAUCCAGUCUGCUUGGAGAGUUUCGACGCUGCCGAGAUGAGUUAAAGAUGUCAGAUGAGCAGCUGGCAGCCUGUGCGGAUCUGAUCCAAGUGAUCGAAGAAAAGGAGAAUAUCGGUGUCCGACAGGUGCUUGGCCCAAUCGAGGGCCGACGCACCAAGUUGGUCAUUGGCGCAGUCCAGAGCUUGGAGUUGACUGUGAGCCUCAGGUUCAUCGGGAAGCCCCAGAAGAACGAAAAAAUUGCCGAAUUACACAUUCUACUCUAG